AUGGACAACGUGUAAUUCGAAGUCUAGAGUAUUUUACUUCGUAUAAGAGAUUACAAAAAGACUAAUCAAUUAGCAUUAGGGUCUUUUGGAUAAAUCUUUACUUAAGGCACUUUAAAUGGACUUUUGAAGUAUGAAGACCCUGAUGAGCAAGUUUCAAUAGCUUUAAUAAAUUUUUAUUCUAAAAUUACUUAUUUAGAAGGAAAACAAGUGUUAGAGUUAAUGGUAGAUGCUGUAUAGAAAAUAACUUCAGUUAAUCAAUUGUUGUUGGAAAAAAAACUAAAAGUAAUGAAAUAAAGAUUAUUGAAAGUUUAUAAGAAAUGCAUUCGAGCAUCCAGAAUUAGAUGUUUCAAUAAUGAAUAGUCUAAUAAAAAUGAAUAGAUAAAUAGAAUCAAGUGUACCAAAUCUAUUAAUAAGAGAAUUGGCAAGAGACUCUUUAAGUUAAGGAUUAAAAAGAAUGAGUUAGACAUGCAAUGAAGAAUUAUUAAUAGCUGCAUUACUUGAUUUAAGGAAUGAAGUAAUAUAGUAGAUUGCAAAUAGAAAUAAUGAAACUGUAAAACUAAUAGAAUACCCAUAUUCAAUAAUGAUAUUUAUCUUAUAAUUAAGGAAGCCAUUGUAAUUUAUAGUUUAAUAUUAUAUACCAAUGUUAUUAUAAUUAGUGAAAUUUGAUCAUCCAGUGAUUUGGAAUUAUUUAAAUUAAGCAAUGUUAUUUGUGUUAAAUUUAAAUAUGCAAGAUAAAUUAGGAGAUGAUUUAUUUGAGACAAGAACAUUAUUUGGAUAAAUAGUAUUAAAGGGAAUAUCAAAUCAUUUAAAUAGAUUAUCAAAUAUGACUAUAACUGAUAUGGCAUAAUAAUGUGAAAUAGAUACUCAUUUUUUUGUUAAAUUUUUAAUGGAAUUGUUUAGUAAUAAAGAUAAAAUAAAAUUCAUAUUUAAGAAAUGUGAUAUGAAUCCAUUUUAGAAACCAGUAUUUUAAGAAGUUGUAUAUAAGAUAUUUGAAUUAAGUAGAGUUUCAAAAAGAUUAUAAUGUGAUGAUGGUAGAACAUUAUAAAAAUAAAUUUAUGAAUUAUAAGUUUAAUUAUUUAAAGCUAGUUUAACUAAAAAGAGUUAAUAAUAAACAACUAAAUUAAUGUAAUUUGUAUAAGAUUUUACUAAUGAAACAAGAAAUUCAAUUAAAGGUAUGCCACAUGAAUAAGUUGUUAAUUUUCUUAAAUAUUGUAAUUUAUUUAAUGAAAAAUUAAUGAUUGAAAUAUUAGGAUGUCAUAAAGAAGAAUGUGUUACUAUUAUGGAAAAAUAUGUAAAUACAUUUGAUUAUUCAUAAUUAAGUUUAGUUGAAGGAUUAAGAUAUUUAACUUCUAAUUUUUUAUUAUUUGGUGAAAGUUAAAUGAUUGAAAGAGUCUUGAAUUCAUUUACUAUUAGAUAUUUUGAAUAAAAUAAAGAUAAUACUUAUUUUAAACAUCCUGAUUAUCUAUAUACUUAUACUUAUGCAAUAUUAUUACUUAAUACUGAUCUCUUUAAUAAAACUGUAACUAAACAUAUGUCUUUAGAUGAUUUUAAAAAAACAUGUCUUAAAAUUAAUAAUGGAGAAAGUUUACCUAAUGAUGUACUUGUUGCUGAUUAUAAUAAUAUUUAACAAGAUGAAAUUAAAUGUAUUAGAGAUUUUGCAUUAACAGAUGAUCUAAGUUAAUUUGUUUGGGAUAAAUAUUUAUCAACAAAAUAAGAAGCAAGAUAAAUAUAUUAAACUAUGAAUGAAUACUUUGAAAUCUAAACAGAUGAAGAACAUUAUGGAGAUUUAAUUUUAACUGCUAUGGUUCAUAAUAUAGAAGAAUUAAUAGCAUAAACUUAAGAUGUUUAAGAAUUAACUUCAUUUUUAUAAUAAAUUAUUGAUAUCUGUAUUAACAAUGAUAAAUUAGAUAAUGCAUAAUAAAUACUUAUUAGUGUAAUGAAAAUGAGUAAUGAUUAAUAUGAUAUGUCAUUGUAUGCUGGUUUCUAUAUUGCUGAAUAAUUAUUACCAUAUACAUAAUAAUUCUCUUCAAUUAUAUCAUUAAUCAAUAAUUCUAUUAUGUAAAGACAUAAAUUAGCUACUGAUAAUAUUAGUAAAGAUUGUAGAAAUGUUUUACGUAGAAUCAAAUUAAAUAAUAAAUUUACUAAAAAGAAAAUGGGAUCAAAUGAAGGAGUAAUUCAACUCUUUACUUAAUUCUUAAGAUAAACUACUGAUGAAGAAAGUGAAGAUGAUUUAUUAAAUGAAAUACCAAAAUAAGAUGAGUAACAACCUUAAAUUGGUAUAAAAUCUCCAUAUUUAUUAACAAAUCUAAUUAAUUAAACUAAAUUUUUAGACAAAGAAAGAUUGAAUGAAUUUUUAGGUCUUUUAUUAGAUUCUAUUUAAAAUAUUACUGAUUUUAAAAAAGAAUAUAUUAAGUUUGCAUAAAUCAUAUUUAUAUCUGUAGAAAUCUUAAGAGUUAAUACUGAUAGAUUAUUAUAAUUUUGGCCUACUGUAGUUAAUAUUUUAACUUAAAAAUAGAAAUUUGAAAGUAUAAAGAAGAAUUCAAUUAAAUAAUUAUUAUCAUCAUAUUGUGGUUAUACAUUAUUAAAAUUAGUUAUAGAAUUUUUACAUUAAGGAGAAAGUUUAGAAAAUUAUUAUGAUUGUUUUAAAUAAGGAUUAGAAUAUUUAAUUGAUUAAUCACUUGAAAUUUUAUAAGAAUUUUUAAUUGAAAUAUAGAAAUUUUUAAAAUAAAAUAGUGAAUUAGAUUUUUCUAUCAAUUUUCUUAAUAACAUAGUUUAAUUAUUAUUAACAAUAUUUACAGAAUUGGAGAAAAAGACUUUGGAUUAAACAGAUGCUUAAAUCAUAAUGAAUUUAAUUUAAGAUAUUUUUGAGUAGAUUUAAAGAUAUUAAUCUGAUAAAGAAUUGGUCUAAAUUCUUAGAAAACACUUAGAAAUAUUAAAUACUUUACUUAAAUAAAGAUAACUUAGAAGUGUUUCAUCUGUAGAUGGUUUUAUUGCUAAACACACAUUAUAAAUAAUGACUACUUAUGAAAAAUAUAUACAUGAAUAAGAUAAUGCAUUUUUAAAUGAUCUAUUAUCAUUGGCACUUAAUCUAUCAAAUGAACAUUUAUAAAAGAUAAUAUAAAUAAUGAUGUAAGUUAUCUUAAAUUAUAAUUACAUUGAUUUAAAAGAAAAAGAUUUUUCUAUUCUCUUUAAUUAAGUUACAUCUAGAUAAUAAUAGAUUCUCUUAACAAAUAAUGAUUAAAUUUUAGUCAAUUAUUCUUAAUAUCUUUAAAAGAUGUACUUCAAUUGGAUUCAAAAGGAUAGAUUUUCACUUUAAUUAUGGUUGGAUAUUUUAAAGAAGUUUGGAGAAAUCUUAACUAAUUUAAAAUAAAAUAAGAGUCCUCUUUAAGAGAAUGUUAGUUUAUCAUUUUAAUGUGUUUGUUAAAAUUAAUACUUUUAGGAUAUUUUGAAAUGUAAUUAUUAUAAUUAAUUUAAGCAUAAAGUAAUGAUGUUUAAGAAAAAACAAAACAAUUUGGAAAAUUACAUAAUUUAGAGUUAAUAACUUGA
This is a messenger RNA of Paramecium primaurelia, 3546 nucleotides long. The record is from the annotation of a GenBank genome assembly. NCBI's taxonomy places the organism in Eukaryota, Ciliophora, Oligohymenophorea, Peniculida, Parameciidae.